AUUUAUUCCCUGACAGCCCCCAUCACAUGGACGGUUGUCUAUUAACUUGUUUCAAAAAAGUAGCAGGACUUGUCAAAGGCGCACGAUGAAAAGUAGUUUGCUGGCUGUGUGAGAAGCAGCAUUGGAGAGCAGAGCAGAGCAGCGACAGAAAAGAGCAGAGAAAUCAUUUGGGGAGCAGAGAAGAAGUUGUGUUAUUUUGGGGCACCCCCCCACACACACCAACCGCCUCAAUGUACAACAUGAUGGAGACCGAGCUGAAACCCGCCGCCCCCCAGCAACCUUCCGGCGGGGGCAACUCCAACCAGUCGGCCGCCAACCAGAAAAACAGCCCGGACCGGGUGAAGAGACCCAUGAACGCCUUCAUGGUAUGGUCCAGAGGGCAGAGGAGGAAGAUGGCCCAGGAGAACCCUAAGAUGCAUAACUCUGAGAUCAGUAAGAGGCUAGGGGCUGAAUGGAAGCUUCUCUCUGAGGCCGAGAAGAGACCCUUCAUUGAUGAGGCCAAGAGGCUCCGAGCCCUCCACAUGAAGGAACACCCGGAUUAUAAAUACCGGCCCAGGAGGAAAACCAAAACCCUCAUGAAGAAGGAUAAGUACACCCUACCAGGGGGAUUGCUAGCUCCUGGGGGCAACUCCCUGGGCUCAGGGGUCGGGGGCAGCCUAGGAGCCGGGGUCAACCAGAGGAUGGACAGCUAUGCCCACAUGAACGGCUGGACCAACGGCGGCUACGGCAUGAUGCAAGAGCAGCUCGGUUACCCCCAACACCCAGGGCUCAAUGCCCACAACGCCGCUCAGAUGCAACCCAUGCACCGCUACGACGUCAGCGCCCUCCAAUACAACUCCAUGAGUAGUUCUCAGUCCUACAUGAACGGUUCACCUACCUACAGCAUGUCCUACUCCCAACAAGGGGGCCCCGGGAUGACCCUGGCUUCCAUGGGCUCCGUGGUCAAGUCUGAAUCCAGCUCCAGCCCGCCCGUGGUCACCUCGUCCUCCCACUCCAGGGCUCCUUGUCAAGCGGGGGACCUCCGGGACAUGAUCAGCAUGUACCUACCUGGGGCAGAAGUGCCAGAGAACUCUGCCCAAAGCAGACUGCACAUGUCCCAGCACUAUCAGAGCGCCUCCGUACCGGGCACAACCAUCAAUGGCACGCUUCCUCUAUCACACAUGUGAAAAACAAAAAAUAAGCACAGCAAAAAAAA
Rana temporaria (common frog) is the source of this 1195-nucleotide messenger RNA. It is a transcript of the gene SOX2, whose product is annotated as SRY-box transcription factor 2. Gene Ontology annotation, molecular function: RNA polymerase II cis-regulatory region sequence-specific DNA binding; DNA-binding transcription factor activity, RNA polymerase II-specific. Gene Ontology annotation, biological process: cell differentiation; anatomical structure morphogenesis; regulation of DNA-templated transcription. Lineage: Eukaryota; Metazoa; Chordata; Amphibia; Anura; Ranidae. The record is from RefSeq and is a predicted model, not a curated record. The coding region runs from base 231 to 1166 and encodes 311 amino acids. The transcript has a single exon.